AUGACCGAGUCAGACUACUUCUCGUCGGACGACGAGGCGGCGCGCUCGUCCAUCAGUGCGCCUGCGGACCACCGGGUGAUGGCUCCGCUGCCUCAGGGCGAGGGGCGCGCGCCCCGUGCGACCCGCUCCUUUGCCGCCCUGCACAAUGCCUAUGUGGAUACGGGCGCCGGCCCCGAGGAGGCGAUGCCCGCGGCCAGCGCGGGCGCGUCCAAGCCCAAGUCCAAGCUCUCGCCUACGGCGCCUCCCCAUACGCCUGCGUCUGUACUGCAGUCGCAGGCGGCGCCGCCGCCGCCGAAGCGCACGCGCGCCGGCCCCUCGAUGGUGCCGGUGGCGCCGAAGGUACCGAAGACGCACGCCGAGAAGGCGAACGCGCCGCGCCUCAUCGUGGUGCUCGAGCAGGCGUGUCUCGAGACAUACAAGGUGUCGAGUGGGAGCGCUACGCACGCGCGUGGCAACAAGGAGGCAGGCGACAAGUACGCCCUGCUGAACUGCGACGACCAUCAGAAGGUGCUCGCCAAAAUGGGCCGCGACAUUGCCGAGGCGCGCCCUGACAUCACGCACCAGUGCCUGCUCACGCUGCUCGACUCGCCGCUGAACAAGGCGGGCCUGCUCCAGGUGUACAUCCACACCUCCAAGGGCGUGCUGAUCGAAGUGAACCCCCAGGUGCGCAUUCCCCGGACGUUCAAGCGCUUCAGCGGGCUUAUGGUGCAGCUGCUGCACCGCCUGAGCAUUCGCUCAAUCAAGGGCUCGGAGAAGCUCUUGCGCGUCAUCAAGAACCCGGUCACCGACUACUUCCCGCCGAACACGCACAAGAUCACCCUGUCCUACAACGCGCCUGUGCAGCGCCUCACGUCGUACCUCGCCACCAUCCCGUCCGACCGCAGCAUUGCUGUGUUUGUCGGCGCCAUGGCCCACGGCGAGGACGAUUUUGCAGACGGCGUCGUGGACGAAAAAAUUUCCAUCAGCGAAUACAGCCUCAGCGCCAGCGUCGCCUGCGGCAAGUUUUGCUGCAGCCUCGAGGACCUGUGGGGCAUUGUAUAA
Messenger RNA from Malassezia sympodialis ATCC 42132, 1041 nucleotides. RefSeq names its product 18S rRNA pseudouridine methyltransferase (gene EMG1). Gene Ontology annotation, cellular component: small-subunit processome; nucleus. NCBI's taxonomy places the organism in Eukaryota, Fungi, Basidiomycota, Malasseziomycetes, Malasseziales, Malasseziaceae. The record is from RefSeq and is a predicted model, not a curated record. Gene Ontology annotation, molecular function: rRNA binding; rRNA (pseudouridine) methyltransferase activity. Gene Ontology annotation, biological process: rRNA base methylation.